ACAUGCGACAUCCAAAGCCCAACAACACCAAGCCUGUUUGGCAACUCUGCAGUCAAUCGUUGGGCUGCCAAGUGGUGGACGGCGGUGACGGGCACAUGCUCCCUUUCCAUUUCGGUCAAGGGAGCAACGUCUCUUUUCGGCCAGUGCCUCACCAGCGUUGAACGCCAGAGAACACUCAUGAAGACGUCGCCCGCUCGAUAGCGUUGCAUACCGAUCGAAAAUGACCGAGAACGAGCCGCCCGCCGUUGCGAUGCACGAUGAUGGGCGAAAGGGGAGAAGGGACCGCAUCAUGGGGAAGCUGUUCGGCCGCGAUCGCGAACGAAGGGCAACCAACGAAGGCGACCUGAAUGAUUUCCUGCAUGGAAACACCGACAAGCUGCAAGUUGCUCAUGCAAGCCCACCCGUCCUCGCCAAGAUCGACACCAAGACCGCCAGCCGAUAUCCAAAUGCCGACCAGUUCAAGGGGCCUAGUGAGCCCACGACACAGGAGUAUGCCCUGCGGCCACGCAACACGGUCAAGAAACCCAAGAAAGGCCUGGCCGUGAAAUUUGUGGAGACAUACCCGGAGAUCAUCGGCGAUGGCGGCGAUGAGUGUGAUGUUCCCACAGUCGAGGUGUCGAAACGCAAGAAGCAGAGACCCCAACCUACGCCUAGCAGCACUCCGGGCACUGCUCGAAACCCGUUUGGAGACGAGAAUGCAAUGGAUGCACCAGUUGGCCCGGGGUUCCUUCGGCGCACCCAGACAGGCCUCCCGGCAGGUUCGGGCGCCCCAGCAUCCGCCCCGGCCGCAGGAGCCACGGGCAACACUAGUGGCCGUUUUCUAGGCGCCCCGACGACUUCCCAAGACGAGAAGCGAAAGUCGUUCAUUGAGAUACAACAGGCCCAGAUGCGGGAGGCCGAGGGACGGGCCUUUGCCAAUGCUGUAAGAUCAGCCUCGGGAGAUCAGUCGAAGCGCGAGCGGGGGGAUUCUUCGCCUACCUUGACCGAUCGUUGGGAGACAGAGUCGCCCACCACUUCUUCGCCAGACUCAGUACAACCCCCGCAGCUUCAAUCGCCGGGCCAGCCUGUGAAGCCUCCCCCAAUCCCCGCAAAGGCUCAACGGCCGCAGCUACAUCAAAUCCCGCCCUUGCCGUUUGAAUCACGAGAAUCACCUCCAUCCCAGAAUUCUUACACCACGACGAGCCAACAAUCAGAUCCAUCACCCGAGAGACUGAGGAGGACCCAGACACUUGAGAGUAGCCCAAAAACGCUCCAGUCGGCGGUUUCCACUUUCCAGCACCCAUUCGCAUCAUUAAGACAGGGAAGCAGGAUUUCGGAGAAGGAUAUCACGUCUCCCGUUCAGCAACAAGGAAUCGCAUCGUUCCAAGAUGUUGUGGCGGCUGCAUCAGACGACGCUAUGAACGCGUUUGUUAACCGCACACGUCACUUGUUCGAACUUUUCCGUCUCCAUGCCGAGAGCGUGCGGCCGCUGAUCUCUUCCCUACCCCAGGACCUGGCAAGGGCGGCCCUGUGGUGGUUUCUAAAGGGGCGGACAGCACUCGAGGUCGCCAUCCGAGACCGCCCUUCCACCCCUGAAUCACAGAGGAAAAAUGAAAUCACCAAACAGCAGGCUUACGCCGACUUGGCAAAGGCCUACUGGCUUAUGGAAGAAGUUGUGCCCGAGAUAGCCAGCAGCGGGCGAAGUCGAAUUGACAGUGAGACGGAAACUGUCCGGGCCACACUCACCUCCAGCCUAAAGAAACUAGCUGUGUCCAUGAAGAGAAACGGAUUCCUGCCCCCUGAGGAGCCGUUCUUGCCUCAGAUAGUCGACAGGUCAAUCUGGCUCGAGUAUCCCUCACUAUCUCAAGAUAUUAAGUCUCUGCUCUGGGGCUCCAGUUCUGCUCUUUCCCAGAGCCAGGCCACUUCUGGAAUGACGGUACUGGAAUCCCUGCCACUAGGCGAUUCCGCAACCACCUUCUGUUUUGCCCGCUUCCAGGUCGACGUGUACUUGAUGGAGCAAGGAGGCAGGGAAUCACAGCGGCUUUACCUCCCGUGCUUCUUAUCCACCGUCCGACCACAAACACAGUCAGACAUGGCGUUCGUCCUCGCAAGCCAGAACGGGGUGGUGCAGCUUCGGAUCUCCGGCAACAAGAACACCGGCCCGGUCUGGGAAGAUGUGCGGUGGCGGUCCGAGAACUUCAACUUUGAGGUAAAGUUGCCUCGUGGUUUCAUGCUCAUGGUGCAGUGCACUCAGCAGGCAUACACGACAUUGCGGAACAUGUACGAGUUCAGCGCAAAGGUACAUUCCAGCCUUUACCCGAGACAAGACGAAGCCUGCAUUUUCAGGUCGACCCUGCGUGCGUUCCAGUAUUUCGACAACGACCCGCAAGCAAGACAGUUUCCCAAAGAAUCUACGCCCAGUUGUGAAAUCGCCUUGUUCGAGCGUCUCUUUCGUGAGGGGGCAGCAACAGGUCCAAGGACCUAUCACAGAGGAUACCGGAUCGCGGUUGUCACAGGCCCCCGGACCAAGACCCUGAGCGGCGUCAACCAGUCAUACUCCCCCCAAACACCGAUUCAGUUUGGAUUCUUGCGGAGUGAGGCCAAUGACCCUGCGCUCUCCCUCAAGUUCGACAACGGUCGGUUCAAAGGGAACAUGGUCUUGUCGUUUGCGGAUGAGAAGGAAAGGCUGCGUAUGCACAGUCUACUGAUCGGAACUGCCCUGGACCGGGGCGAAAGCGUCUUUGGCGAAGCACCUCUACAGGGACUCUGGUUCUCCGAGAGAUACGGUGAUGCGCGCGAUAAGGGGUUGCAGGCGCUCUCCAGCAUGGCAUGGAACAAGGUCAGGGUCAUCAACUACGACAACGAUGGUGACAAGCCGGCAUGCGUCCUGGCCGACAAACUGCGCGUUGUCUACGAAUUCAAAGACGGCACCUUGACCGACCGCAUCAACGUCGCACCUGGCGAGCUCAAGCUACGGCUCGACGUGCAGAAUCCGACCUGCCUCAUGGUCUUCCGCCAGCCCCAGUGCGACCUCACCCUCGCUGUUACCGAAGCCGCCAAAUCCUCGCAGGACCUGACGAGCGGGCUCUCCCGGGCACUGGAGAGUCUCAAGCAGUCCGCCACGAUCCGCACUUUCAAGUUCCCCAACCUCGGCGCACUGCACGCCUUUGAGACAGCCAUCACAGGCUUCAAAGUCCUCUUUGACGGCGUGGCCUCUGCAUUCGCCAUCUCACGCCGCCGCAUGGUGGUGCCCAUCCACAAGAAGUGGGAGGCGGGUGCGACGAGGAUACAGGUGGUGCAGCAGGACGGUGUGGCCCAGCUGCUGGCAUUCUUUGAGGACUUCAGUCACGGGCAGUGCAUGGGGUUCCAUCUCAAGGGCACUGACGUGUUUGAAGCCUUCAAUAGAGGCGGGAAGGCAGGGCUGAAGAUCGACGAUGCCAAGUUUCCGCUGCCAAAGGUCCUGGCGCCCGAGGCGGACGGCGCGCAGCAGGCGGCGGACGCGGCCUUCUUGUGUCUGGAUCUACCUGAGUUGCCGGGGGAGCAUGACGAUAUUUCCAUACUGUUUGACAACGAGGCGGAGCGCGACAAACUUGUAGCUUGCCUCCCGGCACCGGUCAAGGCCCAGCGGCUACCCAAGAUCAAGGGCAUUACUUGAGGGGUUGCCGACGAUUAGAGGCCCAGGGAGAGGAGCAUGCCAUUUCAGGAGAUGUAUCCUGCGUUGGUAGCAUGAGAUACCCCCUCUGAAAUCUACCAUGUUUUCUUGAAGUUCAUGGUGGUUCGUUUUCUUUUUUCAUGUCACAUCAUGUCAAGCAUGGCUGCGUAGUGGUUUAUGCAUUGCUUGGACGUCGGUUCUCUAUAGCUAAGUACAGGUCAAAACCCCCAAACCCUCAACGCAAGGACAAUUACCAUCCA
Chaetomium strumarium is the source of this 3891-nucleotide messenger RNA. RefSeq lists its product as uncharacterized. The transcript has 2 exons. The record is from RefSeq and is a predicted model, not a curated record. Bases 221 to 3634 code for a protein of 1137 amino acids. Lineage: Eukaryota; Fungi; Ascomycota; Sordariomycetes; Sordariales; Chaetomiaceae.